Mirounga angustirostris (Northern elephant seal) is the source of this 1947-nucleotide messenger RNA. RefSeq names its product coiled-coil domain containing 77 (gene CCDC77). The transcript has 13 exons. The record is from RefSeq and is a predicted model, not a curated record. NCBI's taxonomy places the organism in Eukaryota, Metazoa, Chordata, Mammalia, Carnivora, Phocidae. Bases 195 to 1679 code for a protein of 494 amino acids. Gene Ontology annotation, cellular component: centrosome.
CAAAGGGCCGUGUAAACUCGUGGGCGAUUGGAAGAAUUCGUGCACGCUCACUGGCGCCGCGACGCUACCGGAUUUAAGUUUUGUUUUUCGGUUGGGGUCUCUGACUCGGAGGCUUAGUUUGGCGUUGUUUUUUACAAGAGACAAAUUCACCCAAUUUGAAGAAGUUUUGUGGAAGGAGGUGUGAAAAGGACAACAUGAACUUUACCCCAGUGCAUACCCCCAUCUGCAGAAAGCCAACAACUGUCUCCAAACAUGAUGUUCCCUGUGACUUCAGUGGUCCCACCAAGUGGAAGGGAAUGUCUUUCUUGGAUUCGAUGGAGUCAACUCCCUUGCUUUCCACGGAAGAUCGUCUGGCUGUCCUCUGCCCUUCUCAGGAGCUUCUGGAAUAUUACCAAAAGAAGAUGGCCGAGUGUGAGGAAGAAAAUGAAGACCUGUUAAAGAAACUGGAACUCUACAAAGCAGCUUGUGAUGCACAGCAUAAACUAGAAGGGGAUUUGCAGCAGAGGGAGGAAGAGAUUGCUGAAUUGCAGAAAGCUCUAAGUGAUAUACAGGUCUGCCUCUUCCAGGAACGGGAGCAUGUUUUACGCCUCUACUCAGAAAACGACCGACUGAGAAUCAGGGAGCUAGAAGACAAGAAAAAGAUUCAGAAUCUCUUGGCUCUUGUGGGCACAGACACUGGAGAAGUGACCUAUUUUUAUAAGGAGCCUCCAAACAAAGUCAGCAUUCACUCAAAGACUAUCCAGGCUGUAGGUAUAUGUGAACAGAAUGAAUCUUCCUCAGCUUUCAGAGCAGAUUCUAAAGUAAACAAAAGAAAACCAGCAAUGAGAGAGAAGGAAGAAACUUCUGAGCAAUACCAAAGAGACAUACAAACACUUAUCCUACAGGUGGAAUCACUGCAGGCUCAGCUGGAAGAGCAGACCAAGCUUUCUAGAGAGCAAGUUGAAGGGCUCAUGGAGGAUAGACGGAUUCGCAUUGAGGAAAUACAAGUUCAUCAUCAGAGAAAUCAGGACAAAAUCAAAGAGCUUACCAAAAAUCUCCAUCAUACCCAAGAACUUCUCUAUGAGAGCACGAAAGACUUUUUGCAACUCAGAUUUGAAAACCAAAAUAAAGAGAAGUCAUGGAUGCUUGAAAAGGAUCAUUUGAUGUCAAAGAUUAAGCAAUACAGCAUGCAGCGUAAGAAGAAAGAAGAUAAAAUUGGAAAAGUUUGGCCAGUCAUUCAUGAGACUCAUCAUAACCAAAAUCAAUAUAUUAAGUCCCUAAAGGAUAAGUUAAUACAAGAGAAAAAAUUAUCCAACAUGUAUCAAGAGCAGUGCAUUUCCCUAGAAGAGGAACUUGCCCGAAUUCGUGAGGAAGAGGGAGUGAGGAGAGAGAUCUUCAAGGAUCGUACUAACAAGAUGGGGAAGCGUUUACAGGUGAUGACAAGACGCUAUGAAGCCUUGGAGAAUCGGCGUAUCUUGGAAGUAGAAGGCUUUAAGACGGAUAUUAAGAUUCUCCGGCAGAAGCUGAAAGACUUGGAGCAAAUCCUCUAUAAGGCAACACUUAAUGCCCGGGCAAACCAGGACCUUGCCAUUCUGUGUGAGGUGCGUGACAGCAAUAGACGGGCACAUAAGCUACAAGGAGAACUAAAGAACCUUAAGUCCAAAGUCUUUGGUCUGGAGAAUGAACUUAGACUCUGUUGAUGUUUACGUUUAGACAUGGCCCUCAUCUGGAAUAGGUCUGCUUCCUGAAAUCUGAGGAAAAGGUCCUCUUCUCCCAGAAACUAUGCACAGAGUUGGCUAGAAUCAUGAUAUCUGUUAUUAAGAAGACAGGGCUAAGAAUUAGGGACCACUAAAAGAGCCCUUCUUGCAUGCUAAGCUUUAGCUAUCAUUUUUGCUGUCCUGUUAACCUUUUUUGUGUUUUUGGUCUGGAUUAUAGCCUGAAUUACUUAGAGACUUUCCCACAUUAUUU